AGCCCAUCGCUGUGGUUUGGCAACACAACCAGCACAACAUUUCUUUUCUCAUCUCUUGGAAAAAAAAAAAACCCAACAGAGAAAAAAUACCUUGAGAAUAAAGGUAAUGAUUAAUCCACCAGGCACAAAAAGGACCGUUUUGGGGAUUUCAGGUUCUAACUCCAUAAUUCAGAUAAACAGCAGUGAACAGGGAAUGACAAUUUCACCGGAAGAGGAUUAAGUCACAGGCUCUAAUCAGGACAGCAUUUGCACAGUCAGAGCACCUUACUAGCCAUCUCCAGGAAUCUGCGUGCAGCUGUCAAAACUUCUGUCUUCACUUGCCAGUGAGGUAGGGACCAGAAGCAGCAGAUAUUGGUGGGAAGAGUGGUCCUUGAAGAAGCCCCGAGAUGCAGCCUGAGAAGAGACAACAGGGGAAAAGCUUCAAGCAGAGAUUGGUCUUGAAGAGCAGCUUAGCUAAAGAAACGCUCUCUGAGUUCUUGGGCACGUUUAUACUGAUUGUCCUUGGAUGUGGCUCUGUUGCCCAAGCUAUCCUCAGUCGAGGACAUUUUGGAGGAAUUGUCACUAUCAAUGUUGGAUUUGCAUCAGCAGUUGUAAUGGCCAUUUAUGUGACUGGAGGUGUCUCUGGUGGCCACAUAAACCCGGCUGUGACUUUUGCAAUGUGUCUCUUUGGAAGGAUGAAAUGGUACAAAUUUCCUUUUUAUGUGGGAGCCCAGUUCUUGGGGGCUUUUGCAGGGGCAGCAACUCUCUUUGGCAUUUACUAUGAUGGACUUAUGUCCUUUGCUGGUGGAAAACUGCUCAUCGUGGGAGAAAAUGCAACAGCACACAUUUUUGCAACAUAUCCAUCUCCAUAUUUGUCUCUGGCGAAUGCAUUUGCAGAUCAAGUAGUGGCCACCAUGUUCCUCCUCAUGAUCAUCUUCGCCAUUUUUGACUCCAGAAACAUGGGAGUCCCCAAAGGCCUAGAGCCCAUUGUCAUCGGCCUCCUGAUUGUCGUCAUUGCUUCCUCUUUGGGACUGAACAGUGGCUGUGCCAUGAACCCGGCUCGAGACCUGGGUCCCAGAUUUUUCACUGCUUUGGCAGGAUGGGGGUUUGAGGUCUUCACGGCUGGAAAUAACUUCUGGUGGAUUCCUGUGGUGGGCCCUCUGGUUGGUGCUGCCAUUGGAGGCCUCAUCUAUAUUCUUGUCAUUGAAAUCCACCACCCGGACCCUGACACAGACUUCGAGGCGGAACAAUCUGAGGCCAAACCAGAGAAAUACGAACUUAACGUGAUAAUGUAGUGCAUGCUCAGUUCUGGGUUUACAACGGGCUGAGCUGGUGUUCUCUUUAGGAAGGUAGCAUCCAGGUGUCUGUGUUUUCACAAGACUGGGGAGGAUCUACCCAAUUUUCUCUGCCAGCCAAGUGGGACACCUAUUUGGAAAAGCAUCUGAGUGAAGAUUUGAAAACACUGACCUCUUCUCUACCAGCUUCCCCCUAGAACAGCACUGACUGCCUGUCCCCUGAAACAACCUUCUCUCCUGCCCUGUUUAUUUCAUCUUUCGGUGGGAACCCUUAUCACCAGGCCAGCACUAAUAACUCGGAACCUUGACCAAGGACUUAUUUGGAUGGUCUCAGCUGCAUCACCUGUAUGAAAUAGUAUCACCAAAAGCCUUUUUGUUUUCAAUACUCACAAAGAUUACAUUCUGAGUAUCAACCAAGACUAAACUGGAAGACAAAACAGUGGUUUCAGUUACAUAUCCAUGAAUUAGGGAGACAAUGGGUUAACUCUCUAGUUAUAUUGUGCCUCCGUUUUUGUAUAAAUUUGAUAUUCUACAAACCUAAGGAUAUAGAGAGCAGUAGAAUGCAGCUCAGGAGAAGGACAUUGUGGCACUCAGAAACCUCAGGAGACAAGAUAAAUUUGGGAAACCAAAUGGAAUUUUUUUAAUGGAAACCAUUUAUCAGACUAAUCUCCUGCUCUUUGCAUUUUAGAGAGCAUCAAUUAAUUUCCUGGUCUUUAGUAUAUAAUAACCUAAUAUACAAUCAUAACCUCAGUCAUGAAAUAUACAUCACUCUGUAUUUUUAGCUCAAAUGUAUUUUCCUAAUUGCCCACUUGAGGACAGACAUUUGACAAGUUAAGUCCAUGGCUACACUCAUCCAUUAUUCUAUACACGCCUUAGAUGCCAGAACUAAAAGCCAUUGGCUCCUGGUGUAGUAUAAUCUUCAGGAUGGAAAGUCCCUGGAAAGAUAAUAUACCUAUUGGGCUUUAUAAUUCACAAAGCACUUUCACACAUAUUAUCUAAUUUAAUCCUCAUAGUGACUGUCUGAAGUAAAUACCAUGCUGCCCAUUUCUCAAAUAAGGAAACAAAAUCUCAGGGAAGUUAACUGAGUUGCCUAAGGUCACAUGGAAAGUUGAACAUCGUCUAAUGCAUUCUACAACUUCCAGAAGAUCAAUAACUGGCUGAGAAUCUUGGCCAGCCCUUCCUGGCUGGCCAGAAGAAGUGGGAUUGGCAGCUGCCAGAACAUGUACACCUUCUGGACAUAAUUCUCCUGGAUCCUAAGAUAUAAAGACCUUCAUUGUCUGGUUUUACUCCCGCUGUUACUGAAGCAUUAACAAAGAAAAGAGGGAGUGAUUUGAUCAUAUUCUUCAACUGCUGAAAAUAUUAUCAAUGGCCUCCCUUCCUAACCCACGUUUGGUCUUGCUAAGUCUUGAUCUUCCUCCCCUGCCAAUCCCAAACAUUCCAUUUGAGGACUUUCCUCUUGGUCAGGCUCUUGCCUGUGAAGUUCUCUAAUGGAUAACACUUUGGUCAAAAGCAUCUCUGUGAGUUACAAACACCAGAAAAAUUGCUCUACAUGGAGUGAUGCACCUCCAGCCAAACUGUGAAAAAGAGCAGCAUCAACGAGGCGUUCCAUUCCCCAACUGCUUUGUGACGAUAACAGAACAACAAAAAGCAAAUAUGAACUGUUUCCAGUGGCCUAUGUUCUAUUUUCUACCAACAUAUGGAAUUGUUUUCUUGCUCUGAAACUACCUGGAUAUUUCCUGUUUGAAAUAAAAUUGGGUGGGUUUUGCUUUA
This is a messenger RNA of Ceratotherium simum simum (southern white rhinoceros), 3044 nucleotides long. RefSeq names its product aquaporin 9 (gene AQP9). Gene Ontology annotation, molecular function: glycerol channel activity; water channel activity; urea transmembrane transporter activity. Gene Ontology annotation, cellular component: basolateral plasma membrane; plasma membrane. Gene Ontology annotation, biological process: water transport; glycerol transmembrane transport. Lineage: Eukaryota; Metazoa; Chordata; Mammalia; Perissodactyla; Rhinocerotidae. The record is from RefSeq and is a predicted model, not a curated record.